ACUUGGAGAGUCGAAUGGUGUGAAUCCACCAUUCCGCCAGGGCAGUUUUUCGUAAUAUACCUACGUCACACAUACAAUGAGAGCAUCGUCGAGAUUAUUAGCUACGGCGGCAUCAACAGGAAAUGGCCUUAAGCCUGCUCCUUUAGCUAUCCUCCCGCCUAUACCGCUAUACCGGCGGCUACUCAGGGCGCAUCGAAAACAUUUACCGGCACAGAUGCGCCUGCUCGGUGACGAGUAUAUCAAAUCUGAAUUCCGACUUCAUAGGAAUAUCGACAACCCUGCACACCUAAUCGGGUUCCUUACCGAGUGGCAGUUGUAUGCCCAGAAGAUAGAAGGCGACUCCUGGAAGGGUGAAAAGCUUGACCCUGCCAAAGUCGAAAAGAUGAGCGACCAACAAAUUGGACAAAUGUACGAACUUAUGCAGGCUAUCAAGAAGAGCCGGGAAGAAGGAGACGGUGACUCAUAGAGUGACUAGUUUUCCAGCUAAUACGAACUACACGAACACUCCCAACAGGUGGACAUGUAUUAGAUAGUCAUUAGCGAACUGUCUCAUAACUACGACAUUAUUUGUUGUCUGCGACCUUUUGGUAGAUAGACACAGACCAACUUUUCGAAGCAUACAUACUCGAGAUACAACUUAACAUUGCUAAGAAUACCGCAGUAGAUAUAUGCGGUAUGUAUUUCAUGAGUACCGUAUGCCUCGCAUAUCUUACUUCGGUGACAUAAGAUUUAGAGUUGAUUGAUCCCUUACACAAUGGUCAGUCUCAUGAGCUAGCUCAAGAUUGCUUUAUCGCAUUCAGAGUCAUUGAUAGGAACUAAACUCUCUCUAUUUUCC
Xylaria bambusicola is the source of this 835-nucleotide messenger RNA. RefSeq lists its product as uncharacterized. Lineage: Eukaryota; Fungi; Ascomycota; Sordariomycetes; Xylariales; Xylariaceae. The record is from RefSeq and is a predicted model, not a curated record. Gene Ontology annotation, biological process: mitochondrial respiratory chain complex II assembly; succinate metabolic process. The transcript is spliced from 3 exons. Bases 77 to 466 code for a protein of 129 amino acids. Gene Ontology annotation, cellular component: mitochondrial intermembrane space; mitochondrion.